This is a messenger RNA of Penicillium cataractarum, 1734 nucleotides long. Its product is annotated as fungal specific transcription factor domain-containing protein. Lineage: Eukaryota; Fungi; Ascomycota; Eurotiomycetes; Eurotiales; Aspergillaceae. Gene Ontology annotation, molecular function: zinc ion binding; DNA binding. Gene Ontology annotation, biological process: DNA-templated transcription. The record is from RefSeq and is a predicted model, not a curated record. The coding region runs from base 1 to 1734 and encodes 577 amino acids. The transcript is spliced from 4 exons.
AUGCUUGAAGCUCGGCUUGGCGAAUCGAGCUCAGCUCAGCGAUCAAAUCAUGCGGGCACCAAUCCGGAGGGCCUUUUGGUCAUGCUCGAGUCUCUCUCGCAUGGGAAACCGCAUAACCCCACUGACCUUUCCGAGAAGACGACUAUUGCUCCGCUCUACCAGCCCGGAAGGCCAGUCUUUCUCAUGCUUAUCCCAGACCGGGAUUCCAGCCAUCAGAUUGUGGACUUUGCUUUAACGAACCUGACUUGGAUCCAUUGUGCUAUUAGGACAAAGGUCUUUCAACGGGAACACGAGGUCUUUUGGGAAUCCAUAGAAAGGGGUAAUGAUUCUGCCUCCGUGAAUGAUCAUGGCUGGCUAUCAGUUUAUUUUAGUCUUUUAACUGUUGGGUUACUGUAUAUGGACCCGGAAGAGCGACCGAUCUUGCCCCGCCUCAGCGGUUUCGAGGAAAAUGCGGGCCAGUCAGAGAUAAACGGUGAAAGGGGCAGGCAUAUUGCUCGAAUGUGGUAUGAAGCCGCAAUGAAAGAGCUCGAGGCUUCGAACCCAUUGAGCAAGGCAAACUUAACUACAGUACAAGCAGCUGCGAUACUUACUUUGGCUCACAGUCAUUUCGGUCAGAUGGAACAAGAGUAUCUGCUCUUAGGCCUCGCAACAAAUACUGCCAGGGCACUGGAUAUGCAUCUCUUGGCCUCGGAAGACCGCUUUUCUCAGCGACUAGCAUCACAGGCCAAUUGGUCCACCCCCGAGGAUCGUCAGCUAGGGCGUCGUUUAUGGUGGACACUGGUCAUUUGCGACUGGCUCGGAAUGUUUACGCGCCCGUCUUCUAUUUCUCCUUCAAGCUUCAAUACAGCCUUGUCACCGCAACCAUGUGACAAUGAUGACCUCCUUCUGGAGAAUGCAUCCCUGGAAACUACAGAUAUACCGGCACUCCGAUAUCAUCUUACCAUGUCGCAGCUCGCUAGCGUCAUCUACAUUAACGUCAAGGCUCCGCGUGAUCUCAACACGGACCGAUUUACGGCGGUGCUCAAUCAGGUAGAGACCAUCGAAGAAUCGAUGGCCCGCCGAAAGAUACCACUAUCUGCCGACACUCCCACCUGGGUUGCAGCGCAGGAGUAUCUUAUUGGACACACAACUCAGUUGCUUUCAGUGACGAUAGCGCGAGCUUCUUUGGUACUUUGGCUCAUGGGACGACCAAACACAGAGCCAAUCAUCGAGAGAGGCUUGAAAAGCGCUUUAAAAAUAAUUCACAUGCGUCAACAGGCGGUCCCGCGUUUAUACCAGUGUCAUUGGAUAAUUUCGGCAGCUACGUUAGCUGCGGGUGUCUAUCUAGCCAUCCACCUCAUUUGUUUCAAAGACUCGACAGUUUCAAACCAGCUUACCGAGCGUCGAAGAUUAAUCCGUUACUGCAUCAGCGCUAUUCAAUACCCCAACUCCAGCACUCCCUUGGCGAUCCAAGGGUCGCAAAUGCUUGAAAUACUUCUGCAAAUAGAACUUCAUAGUCCUAGUGUUGCGUCAACUGAUAAGGGGACUGCGAUAAAUCUGUUGAAGAUGGCUUUCCAGAAUGAAGGGCCCUCAAUCGAUCCCAUUAAUGAAUAUGGGACCAUGCUGCCCACUGCCCUGGACUCAUCCGCGGAUGAGCUCGGUCUUCUUUGGCCAACCAUGAUGGGUGAAUUCAACUUGGAUGAGCUGCUUCCGGAUAUGGAUUGGGGGCAAAUGGACGGGCAAUGGUAUUCUUGA